AUGAAGUUGAGUUUUGCCACAUUCCUACUCUCGGUUGCCGCACAGGUACCGGUAGCCCAGGGAGAAGACGCUUUCGCCGAGCCUUUACACGCAAUCCACGAAGAUGAGGAGAUUCAUUUUGCUGAGCAAGGUUGCGUCGACUUGGCAGGAAGCGGCUGGUCUAAACUUCCCAAACUGGACGAUCAACCUCAAGAGACAAAUACUGGAAUCGUAUUUGAUUGGUUUGGCACAAGUUACCUUGAUGACUCCACAGCGGCAAUUUCUGCAUAUAACGCGGCUCCUUCUACAGAUGAAAGUAAAUCCUAUAUCUUUAUCAAUGACAACGGAAAUCUUUCUUUCGGAGGUGGUCUGGGCUUUAACAGACCAACCGGGUUUGCCAUCGAUGGUGGAACUUUAGAAUCACAGUGGAAUAUGAUCGCUCCCUUCUGGUCUGAUGUUGACAUCUCCGGAGGCAAGGUUGACGGUAACGUCUAUUUCAAGACUGUCCUGGAUGAGAACGGCCAAGGCUCCAAGUUUGUUGUCACUUGGAAAGAAGUGGCGAAGUUUGGAGGAGAUGCAGCUGAACCCAAGGUCAACAGCUUCCAGGUGGUCCUCUCUGAUUUCCGUUCGGCUGAUCCCAAGAUCUGCUUCUGCUACUGUCAGAUGGAGUGGGCUACAACCUCUGAAGACUCUUUUCUUGUAAAAGAUAACGAUUUCGAACCUGCAACAGUUGGUAUCAAUCCGGCUAACGGCAUUACUGACAUUAACAACGGGUCUGUAGGCUUGAACAAAUUCUUGCUAGGAACUUUCAGCACAGAUACAAAAGACUUUGGAGGAUAUGGUUCUCUCAAUAAUGGUGUCAAGUAUUUGCAUGGCAAGGGGUUCUGCUUUGACCCAGAGAUUGUGUUUCAAGAGAAACCAACUCCCACAGUUGUCACCUCUGGAGCUUGCGGAGACCCACAUUUCAAAACUUGGAAGAAUGAGCACUUCGAGUACCACGGACAGUGCGAUCUUGUGCUCACCAAGGAUGACAAGUUCGCUGAUGGUCUGGGACUUGAUGUCCACAUCCGCACCAAGCUUGUUCGUUUCUGGAGUUACAUCAAGAAUGCUGUCAUCCGCAUUGGCGAUGAUGUUCUUGAGAUUGAAGGUUCUGCCAUGGAAGGAAUCGAUAAGGAAGUCCACUACUGGAUCAACUACGAAUACCAAGGAGAACUUACCGAGUUUGCUGGUUUCCCUGUUACCAUCUCCUCCGAAGGAACCAAGAGCAACAAGAACUACAUCACGAUUGACUUGAACAGCAAAUACCCAGGACAAAAGAUUGUUCUCUCCACAUUCAAGGAAUUCGUCAAGGUUGAUUUCAAAGGUGCAACUGCAGCUGCCUUUGGUAACACUGUUGGCAUGUUGGGCGACUACAAGACCGGAAAGACAGUUGCCCGUGAUGGAGCCACUGUCCUUGAUAACUACUCUGAACUUGGACACGAAUGGCAAGUUCUUCCAUCUGAUGGAAAGUACUUCCGCGAGGCGUCCGAGCCACAAUUCCCAAAGAAGUGCAUUGACCCAGAAGAUCCUCAAGGAGAACGUCGAAGACGUCUGGCAGAGUCUACCAUCUCUAUGGAACAAGCGGAAUCCGCCUGUGCCGGACUCAAGGAUGCCUUGGAUCGCAAGGACUGUGUCUAUGAUAUCUUGGCUACUCAAGAUAUGGACAUGGCUGGAGCUUUCUAA
This is a messenger RNA of Cylindrotheca closterium, 1701 nucleotides long. NCBI's taxonomy places the organism in Eukaryota, Bacillariophyta, Bacillariophyceae, Bacillariales, Bacillariaceae. The record is from the annotation of a GenBank genome assembly.